This is a messenger RNA of Verticillium dahliae VdLs.17, 3564 nucleotides long. Its product is annotated as DNA-repair protein rad13. Bases 1 to 3564 code for a protein of 1187 amino acids. Gene Ontology annotation, molecular function: DNA endonuclease activity; single-stranded DNA binding. The transcript is spliced from 3 exons. Gene Ontology annotation, cellular component: nucleus. NCBI's taxonomy places the organism in Eukaryota, Fungi, Ascomycota, Sordariomycetes, Glomerellales, Plectosphaerellaceae. The record is from RefSeq and is a predicted model, not a curated record. Gene Ontology annotation, biological process: nucleotide-excision repair.
AUGGGUGUGAAUGGCCUCUGGACGGUCCUCCAGCCCUGUGCGCGCCCGACCAAUCUUGCCACUCUCAAUCGAAAGCGUCUCGCUGUCGACGCCUCCAUUUGGAUAUACCAAUUUCUCAAGGCCGUGCGCGAUAAGGAGGGCAACGCUCUGCGCAAUUCACACGUCGUAGGCUUCUUCCGCCGCAUCUGUAAGCUCCUCUGGUUCGGUAUACGGCCCGUCUUCGUCUUCGACGGUGGCGCUCCCGCCCUCAAGCGCCAGACGAUUCAAGGGCGCAAACGCCGUCGCGAGGGACGCCGCGAUGAUGCUGUCCGCACGGCGGGCAAGCUGCUCGCCGUGCAGAUGCAGCGAAUCGCCGAGGAACAGGACGAGAAGCGCAAGAGAGAGUCGGAGAGGGGCGUUGACGAGCGAGCUAGGCAGGCCGAGAUGGCCGAGGAGGAGGCUGUGCCGAAUGCGGAUCAGCUCGUCUACGUGGGUGAGGUUGGCAUGUCGCAGCAGGAGCGACAGCAAACGCGGACGUUUCGCAAGCAGGACCAAUACCAUCUCCCUAAGAUGGAUGGGAACAUCUCUUCCAUGGCAAGGGCGGAUGAUCCCAGGAUCAUGAGUGUGGAGGAGCUGGAAGAAUACGCGAGACAAUUCAACAAUGGCGAGGACCUCAAUCUUUACGACUUCAGCAAGAUCGACUUUAACGGCGAAUUCUUCAAGAGCUUGCCGCCGCCGGAUCGAUACAACAUUCUCAACGCCGCCCGUCUGAGAAGUCGGCUGCGAAUGGGCCUGAGCAAGGAACAACUCGAGGAGAUGUUCCCCAAUCGGAUGGAUUUCUCCCGCUUUCAGAUUGAGAGGGUCAAGGAGAGGAAUAACUUGACGCAGUUGCUGAUGAAGGAAGUCGGCAUGACCGGCCUUGAUCUGACUAUCAAUGGAGGCGGUCGUAUCGCGGGUGAGAGAGACCGCGAGUACAUUCUCGUGAAGAACGAUGGAGUCGAAGGCGGUUGGGCGCUUGGUGUCGUCAGCAAAGAGAAGGACAUUGGCGAAGCUCACAAACCAAUCGAUAUUGAUGCUUUGGAGUUCAAGUACCAGCAAAAAGACGAAGAACCGGACAUGGAAGAGGAGGAGGAGUUUGAAGACGUUCCUGUGCAGGGUCUUAACAGACUGCCAAAAUUAACUCGUGGAACUGAGGGUCAAACCAUGGAUGAGGAAGAUUCUCUCUUCGUUGGUGGUGACCAGGCACUGAAGCCGUCAACGAAACCCCAGGAGCAACAAUCGGAGGAUCUUCACCCCGAAGAAGAGGACGACCUUAACCAGGCGAUCGCUUUGUCGCUCCGGAGCCAACAUGUCGCGAACUCUGACACCCACGAAGUCGAGGACGUUUUCGAGGACGUGGAGCUGGCGGUUCCCCAGUGGGAACAGAAGGCAGUCCCCCAGAACAAGCCGAUCGCCAGCUCGAGCGGCCGCAUGGUUGCCCACAUCGUCAACAACAGAGCCAGUGCUGCCGUGCCUAAACGUCGGCAAAGCAACGCCAGCAGUAGCGACAGCGAUAAUGAUCUACAAGCUGCCCUAGCAGCUUCGCGCAAGAACAGGAAGACUCAGCCAAAGCCGGUGCCUGGCAACAUCAAGAACCCAUUUGGCGGACCUUUGCCAUUUCCAAAGCUUGAUAUUAGCUCCAUCUUUCCCGGCAGAUCACGUCCUAGCAACCCAACAACUUCAGAACGACCUUCGAGUCGACAUUCGGGCGGUGCUGAACCCCUGAUGGGUUUUCUAGACGACAUGGCUGGUGGUUUCGAGCCAGAGCCUGAUCCAAACGCACCUAAGCCACUGCCCCCGUGGAUGACGGACAACACCGACAUUCGUGACACUAUGUUGAAGGCCAAAGAAGUCGAGCAAGAAAUCAAUGCAGAGGACAGGGAGGCCGCAGCGGAAGAAGAGAUGAUGUUCCAGCGCAAGCGCCAAAACGAGACGAUCGAGAUUGCUUCUUCUGACGAUGGGAGCGACGUAGAGGUCCUGGAGGUUGCUCCCGCACCUAAGAAAAUGGCCUCCCCAGUAGAGAUACCUUCUACACAAAGUUCAUUGGCGCGAGAAAGCUCCGAGAAGGCCGAAGUCAAUGAGACUCAAACCGCACCUGAAGAGAACUCGAGCGUAGCUCCUUUGGCUGACGAAGCCAAUGAACCAGUUCCUGCGAUCACUCUUGGUGGAGUCGCUAGUUCGAGCAAGUCAUCUGUUUCGCCUGAACCUGAAUUCGAGGACAUUGAAAUCCCGGAGCAGGAAGAUGAACAUGAUAUUACCAUCAGGGAGCUCUCAAACACUCCCGAGACUGUUGUGCCCGUCGCAGACAACUCAACGGCUGACAAAGAACCUGAAACAGCGGGUGUUGCCCAUCAGGCAGAUUUCUCAGAAGCACUUGCGCAGACCGCACAGCCUGCGACUGAGAAUGCCGAAGACGAGUACAAUCCCUUCGGAGAUAGCGAUGUCGAUGAAUACAGCGACCCUGAGGACGAAGAGCUCUUCGCUAGUCUCGCCCAAGAGGCAGAUGAGCACGCUCGGUUCGCCAGCGAACUCAACCACAAAUCAGAGCAAGAAAACCGCGAGGCUUACGAGAGGGAGCUGAAGGCGCUACGGACGCAGCAGAAGAAAGAUCGCCGUGACGCCGACGAAGUGACGCAAGUCAUGGUGGGCGAAUGCCAGGCCCUGCUCCGGCUCUUCGGCAUCCCCUACAUCACGGCGCCAAUGGAAGCUGAAGCUCAGUGUGCCGAGCUUGUACGCCUUGGGCUGGUGGACGGUAUCGUGACAGAUGAUUCCGACACAUUCCUUUUUGGAGGCACGCGCGUUUACAAGAACAUGUUCAACAGCAACAAACUUGUUGAGUGCUACCUAUCGUCGGAUCUUGACAAGGAACUUUCGCUGUCACGCGAGCAACUAGUGUCAAUUGCCCUGCUUCUUGGGUCUGAUUACACGGAUGGCUUGCCAGGCGUGGGCCCUGUCACGGCAGUUGAGAUUCUCUCCGAGUUUCCAGAGUCGGAGGGCGGCCUGGCUGCAUUUUGCGAUUGGUGGGCGGAUUUCCGCAAGAGCCAGGCGACCAAGCUAUUCUUGCCUGUGGGAUUCCCCAACCCAGCGGUGAGGGAAGCCUACAUGAAGCCUGAAGUAGAUGACAGCCCCGAAACAUUCCAGUGGGGUGUACCAAACUUGGAAGGUCUGCGGCAGUACCUCAUGGCCACAAUCGGCUGGAGCGAAGAGCGUACGGACGAGGUGCUGGUGCCUGUCAUACGUGACAUGAACCGGAGGGACGUGGAGGGCACUCAGAGCAACAUCACACGCUAUUUUGAAGGCAGCAUCGGGACUGGCGCCAAAGAGUCGUUCGCGCCACGACAAAAACAAAAGCCAAGUAAGCGCAUGGCCGAAGCGGUCAACAAACUGAGGAACACUGGCGCAGGUGUCUCGGAAUCAUCACCAACUACGGAUGCCUCGAUGACAUCAAACGAGGAACAGGAGGAGUCAGGCGAGGAUGAUGACGAGGCGGAGGCCGCGGUGCCGCGGACGAGGGGUCGCGGCAAGAGGACGAAGGCGGAUCGCUGA